Messenger RNA from Guillardia theta CCMP2712, 1044 nucleotides. RefSeq lists its product as hypothetical. Bases 1 to 1044 code for a protein of 347 amino acids. Gene Ontology annotation, molecular function: protein binding. Gene Ontology annotation, cellular component: THO complex part of transcription export complex. The record is from RefSeq and is a predicted model, not a curated record. The transcript has 17 exons. Gene Ontology annotation, biological process: mRNA export from nucleus. Lineage: Eukaryota; Cryptophyceae; Pyrenomonadales; Geminigeraceae.
AUGAAACUGGCCAAAACGCACGAGUCAUCACUCAAUGGUCAUGGCAAGGCCAUCAACGCCAUCUCAUGGAACUGCGACGGGAAGAAGCUUGCCACAGGGUCCUCAGACCAGACCGCAAGGGUGUGGACUGUGGACUCACACAAAGAGGGGAGAGAGCUGGUCCUCGAAGACCACAAGGAAGGAGUGGAAGGGCUGAGCUGGAGCCCGACCAACUCGGACGUCCUUGCGACUGCAUCCUCCGACAAGAUCGUGCGACUUUGGGACAUUCGAGCGAAGAAGAGCUUCAAGAUCGAUGCAGAGGAUGACGUGCUGAAUGUUUCCUUCAGUCCGGAUGGAACGAUGCUGAUGAUUAGCGACAAGGCAUGCCUUCUCGCUCAUCUCUCCUUAUCGGAAAAUGUUCGCCUGAUUGACAUACGGAGCAACAAGAACAAGACGCUUGCAAAUCUUUCCUUCGACAAGGAGUAUUGGGUCAACGAGCUCGUUUGGCACGGGAAUAAUUGCGUCCUUAUGUGUGCUGGGCGGCAGAAGCUUGACUCGCAAGAGAAAGGGGAAGUCAUCCGUGUUGAUGCGGCGCAGGAGACUGAAAGCGAUCGCCUCAAGUCAGUGCACAACUUUGUCGCACAUACCGCAAACUGCACUGCCAUCGCGAUGGAUCGGUCGGGAAGCCACUUUGCAACAGGAGCAUAUGACGGAUCCUCCUGCCUCUGGGAUGCCAACGAGAUAGUCUGCCUCCGACCCGCCUGCUCGUCCUUGGAGGAGGGCGUUGGAUGCUUAUCCUUCAGCCAUGAUGGGCAAAUCUUGGCAGGGGUAGCGGACGUCGAGAGACCUUCGGCCUCAAGCCGCAAGCUGAUCGACCUGUGCCAAGUCUCUACCGGGGAGACGAUCAUGAAGCUCGAGACGAGAUCGUUCGCGAGGAAGCUUGCAUGGCAUCCUACACAAAUGCUGUUAGCAUUUGGAGGAGAGAAGAUCGUGCAGGAACAGGAUCGGUACGACAGGAACAGGAGCGAGGUGCCCGUCACCAUUGUAACGCUGCAAGUCAAGUGA